UCUGGUCUGGCCAGCUGGCUAAUGUUUUGAAGAACAUAGCUAAUAGCUAGCCUAGCUACACUGCUAGCUUGCUAACCACAGUCGGUCAACACAAUAUAAAAACAUCGGAGAAAAUAAAACAUCAUUAUAUGAGACAGUUUCAGGUGCUAGUAAAAGUCGAAUAUAUGUAAAUAGCUAAGUCGACGAGAAAAUCCAACCGAAGCGGUGGGAAAAGGUAGGGACAUGGUCGAGUAUCGCUAAUGUUAGCUAGUUAGGCCAAUGCAAUGCCUUGUUGGGGUUGGUUGUCAACGCUAGUUCUUGCUUGAGUUGGACAAACGCUGGCAUGUUAGCUAGCUAGUUUAUUGGGAGACCGGUAGUUAUAGAUUGUAACACAAGAUAAUGUGAUUUAACCCAAAAUAGUAUACUGGUAGUUACAGGCCUGGCUGUACAAAAUGUCGUCAGAGAUUUUUCAACUAACAACUUUAACCUGUUAUAUUGGCGAUACUAUCUUCGUCUUCCAGUAAUGGCCCACAUUUGUUGGGUUAAAUGACAUUAUCUGGUUUUAUAAUCUGGAGUUAGGAGACAGGUAGUUAACUAGCAUUUCAAAGUUUCAUGACAGCCUGUUUUCGUUUUGUUUCUCUGUGUUUCAGUUUUAAUGUCUGAACCCACACCACCAGUUGUUUUGCCAUUAACGUUAUGUUAUGUUGUAACGUUAAUUCUGUAAAACCAACAGAUUUUCAUUAUUCAUGCCACCAAUGGCAACAUUGUCAUCAGCAGCUCAUGGCUGUUAACAAAUGACAACUGCAGUGAUAAGGUAACUAAUAAUACAUAAAUACAAUUUAGUUAGCUACUUAGCUACAAACAUGGUUCUGUCAUCAACAGCUGGAUUUCAUUAUGCCAUGUAAAGGUGUAGACUACAAGCUAGACUCCCCUCUAGACUACAGGCUGGCCACAGACACACUUUCAUAUGGCCUUUGCUUAGACCCUUUGGUGACUGAGACCAACAAACACCAGUGUGAAGGAGAGGGAGGAAGGCCUGAUCUUUGAGAUGACUGUCUACCCAAAGAAUUCGGUGCAGAUCUUAUCUGCCCGGGAGCGUGGGGCCCGUGGCCUUGGCUCCGAGCGCCUCCUGCAGCAGCUUGUUGAAGAGAAGACCCGGCGGAUGAAAUGGCAGAGUCAGAAAGUGGAGUUGCCGGACAACCCUCGUUCUACCUUCCUGUUGGCUUUUAGCCCGGACAGGACCUUAAUGGCCUCAACUCAUGUCAACCACAACAUUUAUAUCACAGAGGUUAAGACAGGGAAGUGUGUUCACUCUCUAUUGGGCCAUCGCCGCACUCCUUGGUGUCUGACCUUUCACCCUACCAUCCCUGGUUUGGUGGCUUCGGGAUGUCUGGAUGGAGAGGUUCGCAUCUGGGACCUGCAUGGUGGCAGUGAGAGCUGGUUCACUGAGAGCAAUGCGGCCAUUGCCUCCCUGGCCUUUCACCCUACUGCCCAGCUCCUUCUCAUAGCAACAAACAAUGAGGUUCACUUCUGGGACUGGAGUAGGAGGGAGCCAUUUGCCCUGGUCAAGACUGCCAGCGAGACAGAGAGAGUCAGACUGGUGAGGUUUGACCCACUGGGUCAUUACCUGUUGACCGCUAUAGUGAAUCCCUCGAACCAACAGCAGAGUGAUGAUGAUUCUGAGGUUCCCAUGGAUAGCGUGGAGAUGCCCCACUUUCGCCAUCGAUCCUUCCUACAGUCCCAACCGGUCCGCCGUACCCCCAUUCUCCACAACUUCCUGCACAUCCUGUCGUCGAGGAACUCAGGCUCACAGUCUGAGGAGCAGCAUCCUCCCGCGCCCGCUGCCGAUAGUGCUGCUGACUCUCCUCGUCUUCCCUCUGGACGUUAUUCCGCCCUGCGUAAUCGUUCCCGACCCCCCUACCAGGGUUGUGUGCAACACUUUGGUAUGGUUUGCUUCUGCAGUCGGUGCUCUGCCACCCGAGCCCCUUCACCAACUGGAGAGGACCCCUCUGACCCUGAGAGCCUGGAGGCCCAGUCCCAUGCCUCCACCUUCUCCUCUGCUCGCACUGAGCCCCGGCAGCCAUCUGAGCCUCGCUCCUCACACCGGCCCUCUGCCUUCAGCAGUGUGUACGGCAGUGCUAGAGGACACUCUUUACGCACUCCAUCUUCAGGCCCUGGCCAGCGCAGCAUCCCAGGCCUUAUAACCAACCAGGCCCAGGGCCACCAGCAGCCAGGCCGGGAGUGUUCUGGGCGACUGGCGGGGGCAGACUGGAUGGGCAGCAUGCUCAACAUGCGGCCUGAGCGUAGUGGAGGUGUUGGGGUAUCUCCACCCAGGACUAGUGCGUCCUCUGUCAGUCUGCUGUCUGUGCUGAGGCAGCAGGAGGGCUCCUUUCAGUCGCCUGUCUACACCUCUGCCACAGAGGGAGGAAGCUUUCCCUCAACAGUAGUGAGCCCCCACACCAGUGGAAACAGCUCUGUAGAUGGACCCAGCACUAGUAGUGGACACCACUCUCUUGGGGAGGGAGGGAGCAACAGCCCCACCUCUAUCCGUAACGUGCUGCAGUGCAACUUGAAUCGCUACUUCAUGGAGUAUGAUCGCAUGCAGGAAAUGGAGCAGUCAGGUGGUGCUGGUGGAGAGGGCAGCCAAGAGCAACAGACGCGGGAGAUGCUCAAUAAUAACAUAGACUCUGAGCGACCUGUCACCCCUCAUUAUCAGCCCCCCGACAGCAGCGAUGGUGGUUCUGGUCCCUCCCGCGGCCAUAUGAACCGCUGCAGGGUCUGCCACAACCUGUUCACGUUUAACCAAGGUACGCAGCGCUGGGAGCGCACCGGCCAGACCCCAUCACAAGAGGAGGGGAGCCCCUCAUGGCAGCCCCCAAGCCCCAACCCUGCCUUUCACACAAUGAGGCAGACUGUGCUACAGGAGCGCCAGUCCUCUGACAGGAGACAGUCGGCACAGACACAGCCCAGUGCUGAUGAACCUGGAGGGGACACGGCCUUCCCUCACCGGGGAACACCCAGCCCACAGAGAGAACAGGCGGUGGGGUUGGUGUAUAACCAGGAGACAGGCCAGUGGGAGAGGGUUUACAGACAGUCUGCAAGUCCAAGUCCAGCAGUGAAUGUACCACAAGAGGCCUUAAACCAAGAAAUGCCUGACGAAAGCCCCGAUGACGAUUACCUGAGAAGGAGGCUUUUGGAGUCAUCUCAUAUGUCGCAGUCUCGAUAUGACAUAUCUGUCUCCCGGGACCAUCCUAUUUAUCCAGAUCCUGCCAGGUUGUCCCCUGCUGCAUAUUACGCCCAGAGGAUGAUUCAGUACUUAUCUCGGCGGGACAGCAUUCGCCAACGAUCACUGCGCUACCAGAGCCGACUGCGGCCUCUCUCAUCCACCUUGGACAGCCCAGGAAACAACUCCUCCCCCUCCAUUGAGAACAAUGAGGUGGACUUUGAGGAGUUUGAGGAUAACGGUGAUCGCGCCAGAUACAGAGCUCCACGCAACGCUCGUAUGUCUGCCCCCUCGCUUGGCAGAUUUGUUCCCCGGAGGUUCCUACUGCCUGAGUAUCUGCCAUAUGCUGGGAUCUUCCACCAUGAGAGGGGCCAGCCUGGCCUGGCCACCCAUUCCUCCGUCAACAGGGUCCUAGCAGGUGCGGUUAUUGGCGACGGUCAGUCAGCUGUGGCCAGUAACAUCGCCAACACCACCUACCGCCUCCAGUGGUGGGACUUCACCAAGUUCGACCUACCUGAAAUCAGCAACUCUUCUGUCAACGUGCUGGUGCAAAACUGCAAGAUCUACAAUGAUGCCAGCUGUGACAUCUCUGCAGACGGGCAGCUCCUGGCCGUGUUCAUACCCAGCAGCCAGCGGGGCUUCCCAGACGAGGGCAUCCUGGCCGUCUACUCUCUGGCGCCUCACAACCUGGGAGAGAUGCUCUACUCCAAGAGAUUCGGUCCUAAUGCCAUCUCUGUCAGCCUGUCCCCGAUGGGCCACUACGUGAUGGUGGGCUUGGCCUCCCGCAGGAUCCUUCUCCAUCACACCACAGACCACAUUGUAGCACAAGUGUUCCGCCUGCAGCAGCCCCAUGGUGGAGAGACUUCCAUGAGGAGAAUGUUUGAUGUGGUGUACCCCAUGGCCGCUGAUCAGCGGAGACACGUCAGCAUCAACUCGGCCCGCUGGCUCCCAGAACCUGGCCUGGGGCUUGCCUAUGGUACCAACAAGGGAGACCUAGUCAUCUGCAGACCUGUAGAUGCCCAGUCAGACGGAGACGGCCCCUCUGAGCACAGUGAGCCCAUAUUUGCUGUCAACAACAAUCGAGGCGGUGGUACCGGUGGGAGCCGCAACGGAGAGCGACCAGGGAGCAGCAGGGCCCCCUUGAGGUCUGAAAGGGACAUGGGACUUAUGAACGCCAUCGGUCUCCAGCCCCGUCACCCUACCCCCGUUGUGACAUCACAAGGUACACAGACACCCGUCAUACAGCUUCAGAAUGCCGAACGAGGCACACAGACGGACAGAGAUCCACAGGUUCCCAGCACCUCCCGGGCCUCCCAAGCAACAGACAUUGGUGGACACAUAAGGGACCUUCAUCCAGGCAGCAGCACAGAGAUGGUGCCUGAGACGUCCCCGCCCACGCUGCAGGAGGAUGGCGAGUCAGCCCAGGCCUCCACAGAGGCCAGCACCACCUUGGCUAACCCAGGAGAAUCUCAAGACCAGGGCAGUGGGGAGGACGCCCUUUCUCGGCUCCGCAGGCUGAUCGCUGAGGGUGGUAUGACCGCCGUGGUCCAGAGGGAACAGAGCACCACCAUGGCCUCCAUGGGCAGCUUCGGUAACAACAUCAUUGUUAGCCACCGCAUCCACCGCGGCUCCCAGACUGGGACAGAGGCUCAGGAUGGGGGCAGAGCCACUCAGGGCAGGGGUCAGGGUCGUGGUGGAGGUGGUUGGACGUCCCUCUCUCCGCCCCACCGCGGCACAGAGCCCACCUCCCGUAUUCUGACCCACCCCAGCAUGCAGCUGGGGGAGAGCUCAGCCUUCCUGUUGGAGCCCUCUGGGGCCCAUAGCCGGACAGUAGCACCUCUCCCCUCCCAGUACAUCACAGUCUCUUCUCAUCUCAGCCCUCAGGGGCCCGUGGGGGUGGAGGAGGGGGCCGAUGGGACCCCUAUGGACACAGACGAUGUGUUUGAGGGUGUGGGACUUGUCGAUGAUCUACACUCGCCCUCUGCUUCCUCCUCCUCCUCUUCUUCAACCCUCUCCCCUGUUGUCUCCCCUCUCAACAACAACAACUUCAGCGGCAGUUACCAUGGAGACCCCUACAGUCGAUAGAUGGUCAUGUGCUUUCCAUGUCCAUCUGAUCUCUACCUAGAAGACUCUCCUUCCUCUAGCCUUAUUACAUUGACUACAGUUUUUUUCUGGAGGCUUCCAAUCCCAACAAUGAAAUGAUGCACUUAAAACUUUAUCCCACUCCUCCAUUGCCUGUACUGUUUUCUGUCCAAUAGUAGGCUGGAUGAGGCCUAUCUACAACCUAGGAUUAGGCUUGGUCUCGUUCUUGGAUGUGGUGUUCCUUUGCGUGCCCUGACCUCAAUUUGAGACUUGUCAUUGCCCAAUUGAGUGCAAGAAUCCAAAGCGACAGUGUGACCAUUCCAUCGGAGAGAAGUGGACCUGUAGGACUCUUUACAAUCAGGGUUCAGAUCGGUGGUUUUCGAAUGCCAUCUGGGAUCAAAUUCCAUGAUGAAAUUGUAACUUUCUUCAAAACGUGUUAAAAGACUCUUCCCCUUGCUCAUUAUUAGCAAGAAGCUGGUAUACUGAGUAGAAACACAUUUUAUUAACCAAUCACAUUGGUACAAUUCGAUUGUGAAACUGGAUGAUUCUUUAUCUGUUUUUAUUUUUUUAUACGUCUAUAAAUUAUGUUUGUGUGAGAGAGGUUGUUCUAUGUCACCCUUUGUAGUUACAAAACGUUUCAUUCUUCCGUUAUAGUUGUCAUGGUUGAUUACAAACAACAUUCAUCAUGAUUACUUUUGUAUUUAAAAGGUUGAUUUUUAAUAAUAACCGGGUACGGUACACAUGUACUACCGGCAUGUAGAUCAUGAGCCCUAGAUCCGCAGCCUCAUAACUUCCAAACUUGUUUCGAAACACCCAAAUGCUGUCCCAAGUCUUUGAAGUGAAGCAUUUUGACAAGAGUGUCACUCGUCUACGCUGUCAAACUGUCACCCCAUGUCUUGUGAUGGUUGUCUUUUAUACAGUAUGAUUCCUUCUCUAGAUCCACUGUGGUAUGUUGAGCCCAGUCAUCAAAGGCUAACUGGAAUUUGAAAAGGAGAUACUACACAAUGUGUUGUACAUCCAGAAGGCUCUCUUUUGAAAAAGCCCCCCGGUGCCUUGAGGGUUGUGUUGUUGUGAAAGAGGCAGUUGGAGGUGCACAGGGGUGAUGAUGCGUAUAGCAUUCCAGGUCACCACAGGGGCAAAGCUCUCUAGGUUGAAUGGACUUAGUGUGCUUCAAACACCUUUGUCAGGUCUUAGUCCUUUUUCAAAUUGGUUUGGCAAUUAACAGUAAUCUGCAAAAAAUAAUACAUUUUAUUUGUUUUUCCUAGCGAGGUGGUGGGUUUUGGCAGUGAAAGAAUCUGUGUUGAAUUAAUGAAUUUGGAAGUGCUUACUGCAGCAUAUUUCGUUGUGAAAAGUUAUUGCAUUAUGAACAGGUCUUUGUCUCUCUGCCACUGUUGGUCCAGCCAACUGGCACUGCUUAUCUCGGUCUCUCUCUCAAAAGUAUAUUGUGAUUGUAUCUGUUGAGUUUAUUUAUGUUUUAGAAAGAGAAUGGUUAUAGAAGAAGAUAUGCCAACUUAUGCAAUAACGUAAGGUUGAUCGUAAUCUUUUUUCAUUUAAACGUACAAUAGUCAUGUGAUCCUUGUCGCAGCACUGUCUGUCUCUGUUGUUCAGAUCACUUCUGGGAGUUCAAUGCACCAUUUGUCGGUUCAUACGCUGUUCUGACUACAAACAACUUCAGAAUUUUCAAUUGUCAAAAAGAGAAAUAUAUUUUGUUCAUUGUUUAUCCUAUUGUGAAAUUGUCUCAUCUUCCCAGUGUUUUCCUAUACUGUAUGACUGACCAUUCACUUCUACUGUGCUGAUCUUCGUUUUAAUUUGUCCUCAAUUAAGGGGUCCCAUUAUGGCUUGUAAUGACUCCUGGAAGGUUAUGCUAAAUACUAGAUUACCCCUCAUAGCGUCAGGGUCUGAGUGAAAUUAGAUUUGGACAAAUAUAUGCUUGUUGUUCAAGCAUUGAUGCGUUUCAUGUUACCGCGUGAUCCAUGAAAGACAAUAGCCUUCUGAUUUUAUACAAAAAUAAUCCUGUUUAUACCAACUUCUACCCGACGACCCUUGGAAAGAGCAGGAGACCGGAGGCUCAUUUACAGUUCUUGGGUUGGGAUACCGGAGUGAUCUGGGUAGGAGUAGAAAGGGAUAGAAUGAGAGAGUGUUUGCGACAUACAAACCAAAAGACCCAUCAGGCAUCAGAAUGGUUCAGGAUAACCCAGAUCUGUCAGACUCUCUGCUCCUGAAAAGAUCCCCUCCCCUUUGGGAACUGGAGCAGACGGCUGACACAGUUUUCUUUUGUUUCCCGCUUUUAUUUCUUUUUGAGCACACUCAUCUCAUGUUUUUGUUGUCUCUGAUUUUUGAACUUGUGGAAUUAACUGUUUUCUUUCAACCGUUUUCUGUUGUAUUUGAAGAGGAUAUGAUUGUCCUGUUGCUCAGGAGGAUAAUGGAAAUGUGUUCUAAACAGAAGGCACGAGCUUACAGUGGCUUCGUGGUGACUGUUGGGUGAGAUGGAGAGAGAAAUGGAAAUGGAGCAGUAGAGCUGAAUGCUGAUCCCUGUGGGCUCCAGGCCUGCUAGGUUUGAAGUGGGAGAAAAACAGUCAGCGAAACCGCAGCGUUGAUUUGGUCACCGUGAUGCUCAUCUAUUUCAGCUUUCACCUUCUAUCUGUGCUCUUUAUUACUCAGUUCACCAACAUACAAUAAUCAGCAGCUUGUGUAUCAAUUCGAUCAAGACCAUAGUUAAAUAGUGUAUCUACAGUAUAUACAGUUCCACAUACAGUUCUCCACAGUUUUUCUGCUGAUUACUUUCCACAGCCCAGGACGUUUUGAGACUUCCAGGGUUUUUAUUUUCUGUGUAAUUAAGGGCAAUAUGUAAUCACAUUACAUACUCAACAGAUUUAGUUAUAAUGCUUUACACUGACCACAUAACAUAACAAUAAUCAAACUGCACACCUGUUCACAGAUCACAAAAUCAUUGUAGUCAAGACAUUACACUGCCAUAUUUUCAUACAGGUGAUAUUCACGUGUUUGUGCAGCAGAAUAAAACUGUAUGUGACCUUCUGGAUAUGAUUGAAAUUUGGAUCAGAUCUGUUUGAGUUUUUUUAAUGUAUUUUUUGUAAGUCUGAAAUGUGUUUAUAAAUUGAGGAUAAUGAGCUUCCUAUACAAUUGCUUUCAGGAAAAUUCUAAAGGUCAUGAGUGUAUUUGUUCUGUUGUCACUGACUCACCAUAGUGUCUUUUUCUCACAUUUUAUCAGUAUGUGAUCUGCUGAGUGUACGUGAACUCAACAAGGAAGUGUCUUCAGUGUACCAGUUUUUUGUAGGAGAUUGUGAUUGUGGUUUUCUAUCUACUUUAAAAGGCAAAAUGCAGUAUAUUACAGUAGUCAAUGUGCAACUAAGUGCUGUGGGAACACCAAAGAUCCUAGAAAAUAUAUGUUGAUCAUAAACAAAUAAAAAUAAAAAUGUAAAACUAAGAAACAA
Messenger RNA from Coregonus clupeaformis (lake whitefish), 8736 nucleotides. RefSeq names its product activating molecule in BECN1-regulated autophagy protein 1-like. The record is from RefSeq and is a predicted model, not a curated record. Gene Ontology annotation, cellular component: intracellular membrane-bounded organelle. Gene Ontology annotation, biological process: autophagy. Gene Ontology annotation, molecular function: protein binding. The transcript is spliced from 18 exons. NCBI's taxonomy places the organism in Eukaryota, Metazoa, Chordata, Actinopteri, Salmoniformes, Salmonidae. Bases 1028 to 5287 code for a protein of 1419 amino acids.